Pezoporus occidentalis (night parrot) is the source of this 3848-nucleotide messenger RNA. It is a transcript of the gene RALGDS, whose product is annotated as ral guanine nucleotide dissociation stimulator. Gene Ontology annotation, molecular function: guanyl-nucleotide exchange factor activity. The coding region runs from base 202 to 2760 and encodes 852 amino acids. Lineage: Eukaryota; Metazoa; Chordata; Aves; Psittaciformes; Psittacidae. Gene Ontology annotation, cellular component: plasma membrane. The record is from RefSeq and is a predicted model, not a curated record. The transcript has 18 exons. Gene Ontology annotation, biological process: Ras protein signal transduction; positive regulation of GTPase activity.
AGCGCCUGGGUUUGCAGCCUGGUCGGCUCCGUCCCGGCCUCGCGGUGACAUCCGGCUGCUCGGGGCCGGCUGCGGGCGCUCCCGUUGCCCCUACCCCGCCGAUCUGCCCGCUGCAGCCCUCCCUGCCCGGUGGCCUCGGGCAGCCCGUGGGCGCUGGCGGGGCCGGCGGCAGAGCGCGGAGCCGGGGAUGCGGCGGGGCCCAUGGUGAGCCGCCGCCACCGCCGCGCCCCGCCGCACCAUGCCGCCGCGCCCGUCCCCGAGAGGAUGUUCGAGGGCUGCCGGCGAGUGCGGAGCCUCUGGGGAGGCGUGAAGCUGGAAGUGGCCGGCGAGAGCAGUCCCGUGGUGCUGCACAGCUUUACCCAGCUCGACCCCGACUUGCCGCCGCUGGAGAGCUCCACACAGGAGAUUGGAGAAGAGCUGGAGGAUGGUGUGAUCUACAGCAUAUCGCUUCGGAAAGUGCAGCUCCAUCACACAGCCAACAAAGGGCAGCGAUGGCUGGGGUUUGAGAAUGAGUCAGCCUUAAACCUCUACGAGACAUGCAAGGUACGGACAAUAAAAGCCGGGACCUUGGAGAAGCUGGUAGAAUACCUGGUCUCGGCCUUCAAGGGCAAUGACUCCACCUAUGUCACCAUCUUCCUGUGCACUUACCGGGCCUUCGCUACCACCAAGCAAGUGCUGGAUCUGCUGCUUAACAGGUACGGCAACCUCCAUGUGCAGGUGAAUGGGGACCAUGCCAGGCAUGCUGUGGAUGAGAGGAUGGAGCUGAAGAACACCAUCUCCUCCAUCCUGGGUGCCUGGCUGGACCAGUACUCAGAGGACUUCCGCAAGCCCCCGGACUUUGCCUGCCUCAAGCAGCUCAUCUCUUACGUGCGCCACAACAUCCCUGGCUCAGACCUGGAGCGCCGAGCUUGCAUCCUGUUAGCCCAGUUCCAGCAGCAAGAGCAGAGCGAGUCCGAGGUGGAAGCUGUGGACCACAGUGGCUGCACCUUUCAGCUGGUGGAAGAGAACGGGGUCAGGGACGGGAAGCCGGAUUUCCUCUCCUUCUCCCCAGAGAUGGUAGCAGAACAGUUCACACUGAUGGAUGCUGAGCUGUUUAAGAAAGUGGUGCCUUACCACUGUCUGGGCUGCAUCUGGUCCCAACGAGACAAGAAAGGCAAAGAACACCUCGCACCCACCAUCCGUGCCACGGUCUCGCAGUUUAAUAGUGUGGCCAACUGUGUCAUUGCCACAUGUCUCGGAGACCGGUCCCUGAAGCCACAGCACAGGGCUAAAGUGGUGGAGCGGUGGAUCGAAGUGGCUCGGGAGUGCCGCAUCCUGAAGAACUUCUCCUCCCUCCGAGCCAUUCUCUCAGCUCUGCAGUGCAACGCUGUUCACCGGCUGAAGAAGACCUGGGACGAGGUCCUACGGGAGAGCUUCCGCACUUUCCAUGAGCUCUCAGAGAUCUUCUCCGACGAGAACAACCACUCGCUGAGCCGGGAGCUUCUCAUUAAGGAAGGCACAUCCAAAUUUGCCACCUUGGAGAUCAACCCGAAGAGGGCUCAGAAGCGGCAGCAGCAGCAGAGAGAAAUGGGUGUGAUGCAGGGCACCAUUCCCUACCUUGGUACCUUCCUCACGGACCUGGUGAUGCUUGACACCGCCAUGAAGGAUUUCCUGGAUGGCGGGCUGAUCAACUUUGAGAAGAGAAGGAAGGAGUUUGAAGUCAUUGCUCAGAUCAAGCUGCUUCAGUCAGCCUGCAACAACUACAGCUUCACGCGGGAGGACCAGUUCGUGGACUGGUUCCACAGCCUGGAGCGGCUCAGUGAGGCUGAGAGCUACGGGUUGUCAUGUGAGAUUGAGCCACUGUCAGAGUCAGCCAGCAACACGUUGAAAGCAAAGAAAAACACAGGCAUCAUCAAGCGAUGGAGCGACCGGCAGCCACCAAGCACCGAGCCCUGCAGCAGCAGCAGCUCCCACUCAAAAUCCUUCGAUCAGCUCAAGUGUGGGCAGUACCUGUGCAGCGGGGAUGCCACUGACUCAGUGAGCGUCACCUCCGCUGGCUCCAGCAGCUCCGAUGUGGAGGAGAUCAACAUCAGCUUCAUCCCUGAGUCCCCCGACUGCCAGGAGAAGAAGGUCAGUGAGAUCCCUCUGGCCUCCCUCCCCCAGCGCUGGUACGCCCUGUCUGUGGCCAAUGGAGAAGUUAAACCCGCUGUGUCCUCCGCAUCCCCUCUCCUCCCUGCCCUCCAGUUCUGGGAAUCCACGUCCCUCUCCUCCCUGGACACAUCAGGCAUUGGCUCAGGCUCCAGCAGUGCCUCGUCCUCUUCAGUCUCCUCCACGCCAGUGACGGCCUCCCGUACCCACAAGCGCUCAGUCUCUGGCAUCUCUAGCUACUCCUCCCUCUCGCUGCCCCUCUACAACCAGCAGGUCGAUGACUGUUGCAUCAUCCGUGUCAGCCUGGCUGUGGACAACGGCAACAUGUACAAGAGCAUCCUGGUGACAAGCCAGGAUAAGACCCCAGUUGUUAUUCGCAAGGCCAUGGCGAAACACAACUUGGAUGGGGACAGGCCUGAAGACUAUGAGCUCGUUCAGAUCAUCUCAGAGGAGAGAGAGCUGAAGAUCCCCGACAAUGCCAAUGUCUUCUAUGCCAUGAACUCUGCUGCCAACUAUGACUUUGUGCUCAAGAAGAGGGGCUUCUCCAAGGGAGUGAAGAUCAAGCAUGGCUCCAGCUCCACCCUGCCCAGGAUGAAGCAGAAAGGCCUGAAGAUCGCCAAAGGGAUCUUCUAGCCUCAGCCCCACUGCCACCCAUCACCAGCGGGGCUUUGGGGGCAUGGUGAUCCAGCCUUGGCUGCAGCCGGCCCUUGUGCUGCCUGGCAAGGCAAGAGCAGCGGUCCUUGCCCACAGGUCCCACUGUGCCUCACCCUCCUGCACCAAGAGCUGGGCACUUCAGCAGCUGGUGUCGACCUCGGUCCGUUUCAGUUGGGUCCUUGUUUCUGCACAGGAAGACAGCAGGAUGGGGGCCUCUCUCUCUCUCCCCCCUCACUCUCUCUGUUUCUCUUCCCCUCCCGCCUGGUGUGACACUAGUCCAGCCCAGCCACUGGGCAGCCCUUGUCUGGAGCUUGCCUCUGCCGUAGGUGCCUUGUGUCCGAGCAAGCCAGGGAGUAGUGACUCACAAGAGGGGCCAUUUGCAAGGAGUAGAGCACAAGCACAUGGUGGGGUGCUCUUCUUCCCAAUUUUCCUGGCAUAGUUUUACCUCCAUGUCCUUCCUCCACGGGAUAACUGGCAUCACUGUUGCCACACUUCUCUGCCUGUCAUUCCUUUGGGAGAAGCUGUGGAUGCCCUGGUCUGGGAAGUGAGCUGGAAAGGAUGCAGCCCUGCACCGAUGCUUGGAGCCCUGUGGAGGAGGGCUGUGUCCAUGCCAUGAUGGAUUGGGUGCCUCAUAGUCUCAACAACUGAAAGCCUGCGUGGUCUCUCUUCUCUCCCCAGUCCAGCAUGUCCUCAGCCGGACUUUCACAGCCCGUGUUCAAACUUGCACCAAAGAUCAAACACCAGUGUCUCUUCUGCCAUCGGGGGAAGGUUUGGGUUGUGCCCCAAGUGCUGCCAGCCCACGAGGAGGAGAGCAAAAUUCUGUUUGAACUCGUGUAAAUAGGGACCUCGGGUCUGCAUGGGCAGGUGAGGAGCCAGAGCUCCUGGUGCCCCAGCUGUUGCCCACAGAAAGUGCCACUCGCCUUGGGCUUCAACCAGACUUUUUCAAACACUGACCAUGGGAGAAGCAGCACUGAGACUUCUUUUGUAUAAAACAAAAUAGUUUACUGAUUUCACACCCCCCCCCCCCCAAAUAUUUAUUGGUUGUAAAUAGAAGAGUCAAACUUGUA